Messenger RNA from Pomacea canaliculata, 2149 nucleotides. RefSeq lists its product as uncharacterized. NCBI's taxonomy places the organism in Eukaryota, Metazoa, Mollusca, Gastropoda, Architaenioglossa, Ampullariidae. The record is from RefSeq and is a predicted model, not a curated record. The transcript is spliced from 3 exons. Bases 145 to 630 code for a protein of 161 amino acids.
UCCUGUCACGUGAGCCUUACGCAGAUGGGAAUCGAAUUUCGUACGUAAACAGGUUACAGGUAAAGUUCAGUUUUGUCAUUGGCAGCAGAGAGCAUACACAGAAAAACAACUGUGACAGCCACCAAAGUUAUCAUCCAAUUCAACAUGAGCCAGUUUCCAGGUUAUUACCCAGGCUAUCAAAGUUACCCAGGGUAUCCAGUCUACCCUGGUUAUCCAGUCUACUCUCAAACUCCAAUGAUGCCAGCUGGAAGCGUAUAUCCUUCCAAUGGAGGCUUUGUCUAUUCCAGCAUGUCAAUGACUCCAGCCCAACCCAUGAUGAUGUAUCCCCAGGUACCAAUGCCUGCCACUGUUGUCAUGAUGCCAGAUUCGCGAGUAUGGCCACCAAAGAUGAUGAACAUUGCUGCACAUGAAAAGAGUGGUGAUGAUCUUGAUAACAAAAAGACAGUUGCCAUUGAUGAGAAAUCAAAGACAACCAUCAGUGUGACUGAGAGCACUCAGACCAGACAGGACCUCAUCCCAGGGGCUAGUGGUGCAGCUGUGGGGAUCACAGGAGCAGUUGGGAUGAACACCGCAACUUAUAAUCCCUAUGGCCCCUACUACCAGUACUGUUACCAGUAUAAGAAUUAUUAGGACCAUUUUUAUUGAAGGUCAAUGUCCUCCUGGACUAGAAGGUACUAAAUGUUAAAUAAAAUAGUUUCACUAAAGACCUGCAGAUAUGGAUCAUUUUAUGGAGGAAGUGUGUGAAAUAAAAUACAUGUUCUCAAUAGCAUGCCACAAGCAGAAAGGGGGAGUGAUGGAGAAACAAAAGGGAGGUGUUUGUACAGAUUCCAAUUUAUGUAUUUUGAUCCAGGUGUUUUAUUCCCUACUGCUGCCAGCCUUUAUCUGCAGUCAACACAAGAAAAAGAACGUAUGUUUUGAAAGGGGUAUAACUGAUUUAUAUUGAGUUUUGACCUGAAAAUCAGGUAGAAGAAAUUGUUAAAACUUAACAUGCAGGUAUGCCUUCAUUUUUAUGUUUAUAAGUGCCUUCCUUUCUUCCUCCUUCGGUCCAACUGCAAUAGAGCCAGUAGCUGAAAAUUUUGAAUACAGUCAGAAUGUAGAGAGGUUGGACAAAACUGGAUUUCUGACCAGAAGUUUCUUUAAAGGGUAUUUUAAAGGUUUUAAGCUUUGUGGAUUUUACUGUUUGCUUCUGGAUGAUGCAGCAGCCCUAUAGCUUAAACUUUGACUGCCAGACACAGUUGCUUGUGAUUUUUCAGCCUGGUUUGUUGAAAACCUAUUUUGCUAUUUUUAGGCAGAGUAGCAAAACAUUCAAAGACUUGGUAAGGCUGUAUAAUGCUCUGAAGUGGCAAUGAGCAGUUGAGAAUACUGCUGAUGUAGGGGAUACUUAAGUAUACCCUGGAAGGUUUGGUUCUACAUUUAGUGCCAUGCAUUGCUCUUAGACUUUGCAGAUAUUCUAACAGCAUGAUGCUGACCAGCUGAAUGUGUUGAUGCAGAUUUAGCAUAGUUGCUGAUUCCAUGGAUUUAAAUGCAUUAUAAAUGUUACUUUUACUGAAGUUGGUCAUGGGGAAAAUAGUUACAAUUUUUGCAGUAACACAUUGAUUAGCACAAUGGACAAGAAGCUUAUAUUUUUAUUAUAUUGUGGCCUUCUUUGUGAAUAUUCUAUAGAUCAGUUGUUGUUUUGGAAAAAAAAAGGUUGAAGGUCAUUGUUUAAGUCAUUGUUUAUUGUGGAGUUCACCUCGUGCUUUCCGAAACCUUAGACUGUUAAUGACAUUAUACCACAUUCACUUACAAUACAUUUUCUGUUUUAACAUUUGUCUCCAAUCUUGAUCCAUUUUAUACUCCCACAAAUAGUCGAGUCAUUAUGUAAGUGCAGGUAUGAAUGAUGUGAAACAAGUAAAUAGGAGUGGGUGGAUGGAAAGAGACUGUUGAAUUAGAGCACUAUGCAUCGUUGGGGAAACAACUUUUUUCACCAGUCGAAUAGAUGUGAAAUGUCUGAAACUUGACUUUGGAGAUUUAUGAACUCUGUCGGGUUUGUGUGUGUCUCUUUUAAACAGUUUUUAUGAAUGUCUGAAUGGAAGAAGUUCAUAUCUUGUGGAUCUGCAAGAAAGUUCUUAUAUUUGCACCCGAAGGGAAUAAACUUUGUUGAAUCUCC